Messenger RNA from Camponotus floridanus (Florida carpenter ant), 855 nucleotides. RefSeq names its product S-phase kinase-associated protein 1-like. Bases 123 to 755 code for a protein of 210 amino acids. The transcript has 4 exons. Gene Ontology annotation, cellular component: nucleus; cytoplasm. NCBI's taxonomy places the organism in Eukaryota, Metazoa, Arthropoda, Insecta, Hymenoptera, Formicidae. Gene Ontology annotation, biological process: SCF-dependent proteasomal ubiquitin-dependent protein catabolic process. The record is from RefSeq and is a predicted model, not a curated record. Gene Ontology annotation, molecular function: cullin family protein binding.
UAUUAAGAACCAAAGGCCAAAGAAAUACCUCAGACAAGCAGCAACGUGGAGGAAAAUCUAAAGAAAAGAACGAAAGUCUACAAGGAAUUAAUUGAAUCGACGAUUUUUAUUUUGUCAACAAGAUGCCUAACGUAAAGCUACAGGAUCCCUAUGGCGAAACAUUCGAGGUUGACAUCGAAAUCAUAAUAUGUUCGAUUAUUAUCAGGGCCAUGCUGAAAAAUCUCCAUAUAUACGAGGAGGAGGAAGAAGUGGGAGUUGUGCCAUUACUGAAUAUUAAUCCCGCGAUCCUCAAUAAGAUUAUACAGCGGUAUAUAUAUGAUAAAAAUGGUUUUCCACCACCACCCGAAAUUAAGAGAGCGAGAUACGAGAACGAAGAGUAUUGUGCUGAUGAUAUCGAUUCAUAUUAUGCCGAAUUUGUAAAAGCUGCGGAAAGCACUUGCUUCGAUUUGAUUUUGGCAGCUAAUUACCUCCGUAUCAAAGAUCUCAUAAAUAUCACAGACAAAAUCGUUCUCUUAAAUAUCACAUGCCAAACCGUUGCUGAUAUGGUUAAAGGCAAGACAUCCGAAGAGUUUCGCAAACCAUUUAACAUCAAUGAUUAUAUUAUUUCGGAGGAAGGACUAGAAAGAUGCUUGGAGAAAAUGACAAAUAAGAGCAUGAGGAAAAGAAAAAGAGAACAAGAAGAACAAGUAGAAAAGCGGUUGAAGAAAGAGAUGGAAAAGAGUAGUGUGAAGAAAAGAAGAAAGCAAAAUCUUUAAUGUUGCAUGGUUGGAUUUAAUUGGAUUAGAUUUUAACAAUUUUAUUAUUUUAACAAAUAUUUUAUAAUAUAUAUUUUAGUGAAAGUAAGUUUACUCGGAC